This is a messenger RNA of Talpa occidentalis (Iberian mole), 2549 nucleotides long. RefSeq names its product NECAP endocytosis associated 1 (gene NECAP1). The transcript is spliced from 8 exons. Gene Ontology annotation, biological process: endocytosis. NCBI's taxonomy places the organism in Eukaryota, Metazoa, Chordata, Mammalia, Eulipotyphla, Talpidae. The record is from RefSeq and is a predicted model, not a curated record. The coding region runs from base 53 to 880 and encodes 275 amino acids. Gene Ontology annotation, cellular component: membrane; clathrin vesicle coat.
CCGCCCCCGCUCCCUAUGCUCCGCCUCUGGUGGCGCGGAGAGCAGAGCCAAGAUGGCGGCCGAGUUGGAGUACGAGUCGGUGCUGUGUGUGAAACCUGACGUCAGCGUCUACCGGAUUCCGCCCCGGGCCUCCAACCGCGGCUACAGGGCAUCUGACUGGAAAUUAGACCAGCCUGAUUGGACUGGUCGCCUUCGAAUCACAUCAAAAGGGAAGAUUGCUUAUAUCAAACUCGAGGAUAAAGUUUCAGGGGAGCUCUUUGCUCAGGCCCCAGUAGAACAGUAUCCUGGUAUUGCGGUGGAGACAGUGACAGAUUCCAGCCGCUACUUUGUAAUCCGGAUUCAGGAUGGUACUGGGCGUAGCGCUUUCAUUGGCAUUGGCUUCACGGAUCGGGGUGAUGCCUUCGACUUUAAUGUGUCCUUGCAAGAUCACUUCAAGUGGGUAAAGCAGGAAUCUGAGAUUUCCAAGGAAUCUCAGGAAAUGGAUACUCGCCCCAAGUUGGAUUUGGGUUUCAAGGAAGGACAGACCAUCAAGUUGAGUAUUGGGAAUAUUACAACUAAGAAAGGAGGUGCUUCUAAGCCCAAGACUUCAGGGACUGGGGGCCUAAGCUUACUCCCACCCCCACCUGGAGGCAAAAUCACUAUUCCCCCACCGUCCUCUUCAGUUGCCAUCAGCAAUCAUGUCACCCCACCACCCAUUCCGAAGUCUAACCAUGGCGGUAGUGAUGCAGAUAUUCUUUUAGAUUUGGAUUCCCCUGCCCCUGUCACGACAUCAGCACCAGCUCCAGUUUCUGCAAGCAAUGACUUGUGGGGAGAUUUCAGCACUGCAUCCAGCUCUGUUCCAAACCAGGCACCACAGCCAUCCAACUGGGUCCAGUUCUGAACAGCAUUGGCAGGAUGUUAUGGAUAGACUUGAAGAAUAAAAUGAUCCUGAGGGCACCAAUCUGUGAGGGAAGUUAGAACCCUUCCCUGCCUAGAACCAAAAUUACUGGACAAUCUUUCUCAUAGCUUCUCCAUUGAGUUCAAGUUGGUUUAUGCCACUCCCCUAUCUUAAUACUUGCUGUACUGGCAAGAAAAUAUCUCUUCUCUCCUGUUCACUGUGAGGACAGGAGAAUAGUGGGUUUUUCAUAUUUGUGGCUAAUGAUUUAGGGCUCAAAAGGCCAGGGUCUCUUCAAAGGGGGAAAUGACCACUGUCCUCUGUAAAAUUUUUCUCCAUCUUUGAACUUCGUAAACUUGUUUCAGAAUCAUCUCAUGACCCUCGUGUGCCUCUUUGUGAAGCCCUAUUUAGCAAUUGCAGGGGAGACAAAAACCUUGAAACUUUCUUUUUUCACUAACCUAAGACUCUAAAAAUGGACAGCCUGACCUCAAUGUUUAUAAAUUCAGAAUUUUGAUAGGAAUAGGUAUGAGAAAGACCUGUGCUGGGUUUCUGCUGUGUGUCCUCCUUCAGGCUUAUCCUGGUCAGUGAACAUCCAGUGCUGGUGCAGCUCCAUCGCCCUCUCGUGUGUUUACAUGUUUCCUAUGAUAAGAGGGUUGUGUUGGGGGCACCCCCACUGUCCUUGUGUUUGUUAAAUAGUGCAGCAUCUCUGAUCAGUGGUGUCUCUCAGAUAAGGGAGGUUCAAGGAGCUGUGUUUUCCAAGUUAUAAUCUAGAGAAGCAUUUACUUGCAGCUCCAUCAAGCUGCUGUGUUUGAAGCACGGCAUUGCUUUGUAUUGGCCCCAUUAUUUGACCUGAAGUUGAAGGGUUGAGAGUUUUUAACCUCAUCUGUAGAGCAGAGAGAUUGAAAACACUUAACUCUUGUUCAUACCCACAUUGCCUUGCUGCCUGGGUAUCUUUUCCCUUUCCAUAAACAUUUAUUUUUCAGUCCGGUAGCUCUUAGUAGAAAGCUGCUAGUACAUGUACUGUCUUCUGUGAAGGAGGCUGGAGAGGCGCAGCUUCAGCUCUGCUAGGUUUUGCCUGGUGACGGCUUUGAUACCCAUCACCCAGGGUGUCUCAGAAACGAGUUGCUCUCCCGUAACGUCCCUUCCCUUUGUGCCACCAUUCCUUUUACAAAGCUGUGAAGAGUUCCUUUCUUAGAUAAAUGGACACUACCUAUUCUGUUUGCUAAUGGGCAGUUUGAAGGAUGAAAUGGAAGAAUGUCAUUUCUUCCCUUAGCACCUACUGAGAGGUGUACACUCUGGUGGAAGGGAGUCCUUAUAUUUAGUUUCAAAAUACAUAUAUAUUCUGUCUCUGCUUUUCUUCUUGACUCUUUCUAACUUUGGGUCCAUAUUUUUUCAUUGCCACCCCUUCCAGGCAGCUCUAUUCUUACAGAGCCAUGGCAGGAUGUUAUAAAAUUCCACUAGAAAACACUAAAAAGAAACUAUAGAAUCACUAGUGACUAACUACUGGAAACCUAUUUUCUCAAUCUUCCUCCAUGUUGUGUUCUUUGUAUUCUCAAGAUGAUAAUAUAUUAUGUAUUCGAAUUGCUGGAACAUUGAAGAUGAAGUUUAAGAUAUAUGUAUAUAAAGCAUAUGCUGUAUUGGUGCAAUAAUGGUAAUUAAAACUAUGGAAAAAAGU